AUGAAUGAAACAUAUUAAAAUCUGGUGAUAUAGUAUUUUGAAAAAUUGAAAAAAGUGCUUCCCCAAAAGCUAAAUUAUUAUAAAGAGACAAUAAAUAAGUUCUAAGGAUAAGAUAAAUCCUAUUUUGGAGAUCAUAUAAUCGCGUUCAAAUAGGGAAUGCAAAUCAAAUAAAGUAAAAUUAAGGAAUUUACGUUAACAACCCUAAUUGUAAAUUUUGAUUACAUUUUAGAACUUAGUAUCAAAAGGUUAUAUUGAUGGGGGCUUACAAGACAACACAGAAAACUUUUAAUAAUCUGAUUAAAUUGAAAUAACAGACACAGCAGGUAAAAAAAGAGAACAACCUAUGAAUGUGAUUGAAUCACUAAUCCAUUUAGUUUAAUAAUGCUUAGUGGAAAAGGAUGAAAUAAUUUCAUUAGCAUUAAAAUUAUUGAUAUCACUUGUGAUGAAUCCAUAAUGUAAUAUGUAAUAUCAUGAGCUAACGAAAAUUAUUAAAACUAUUGUUUAUAUUUAUGCUCAAUCAAAGUCUUAAAAUAUUGAUAGAUUAUGCAAAGGGAUUUUCUUAUAAAUUAUUUUGAUAACAUUUCAAGGAAGCAAUAGUGAUGCCCUCGUAAAAAUAACACUUGAUAAUAUGAUUAAUAAAGUUUCUGAUAUUAAAUAAUGUUAAUAUUGUGGGAAAGAGGGUAAGUUUGAAUGUAGAUAAAAUAAAGUAACAGUGUGUUCAUAUAGGUGUAAGAAAUAUAUUCAAGAGGCAUUGGAAUUAAAAUAAAAAAAUUAUGAAAAUGCACAAAAUCUGUUUGAUUUACUGAUCAGACUCUUAUCUCCAAAAUAGUAAUUUCAAUAACAAAGAAAUUAAAUAAUUUUAUUAGAGGGAAUCUAUUUCAUAUGUGAUAAUUAUGAUUUCUCUGUGGAGGCAUAAAAUAUUUACAAUUUGAGUUCAUAUUUAUUGAAGUUCUGUUUACAAAAUGAAUAAUAGUUAUAUUCACUCAGCUUUAAAAUAUUUUAAAGGUUAACUUUUAGUAAACAUAAAGAAAUGAUCAACCAAAUAAAUAUCUUUAUUAAUUAAAUCUAUAUUAGUGUUCUCACAAACAAGAAUACUACUGAUUAACAUAAGUAAACAACAUUAGAAUCGUUAUGGAGAAUUUUUCAAAGAAAGCAUGCCUCGCUUGAAUUUUAUUUGAAUUACGAUUGCAGUAUAAAGCAUGAAUUUUUAAUGGAAAAUAUUAUCAAUACAUUACACAGCAUCUUUUAAUAACAUGAAUAAUUCCGACCAGUGAUUACACAAAUAUAUCAAGCCAUUAUUCUAGGUUUAGAAUAGACCUUUAACGAAAAGGCUAUCAGUAAUUCUUAAUAAGAGUAAUAACAGCCUUAGGAUGUAGAUGAAACUGUAUUUAUAAACUAAUUAGAGAUGUAAAGAUAAUAAAAGUAAGAAAUAUAGAAAGGAGUCGAUCUUUUUAAAAAGAAUCCUGAGAAGGGAGUCUCAUUUUUAAUAAAAGCAAAUAUUUUAUAAGAUGACCCUACUUCGAUUGCUCGAUUUUUAAUUGAAAAUAAAAGUUUGCCCAAGGAAUCUGUCGGAUAAUAUCUAGGUGGUCAUCAUCCAAUCAAUAUAUAAGUGUUAAGUGAAUACACAAACUUUUUGAAAUUUCAUAAUUUAUCAGUUGAAUAAGCAUUAAGAUAGUACUUAGAUUUGUUUACUUUACCACCUGAAUCCUAAUAGAUUGAUAGAGUAGUUUAAAAGUUUGCAGAUAAAUUCUAUGAGGAUAACUAAAGCAAUACGAAUUUCCACUUUAAAUCCAGCAGCAGCAUUUAUACAUUUACUUAUCUCUUAGUCAUGUUAUAAACUGAUUUGCACAAUCCAAAAGUAGUUGAAAAAAUGAAAUUAACAGAUUUCAUUAAGUUAGCCAGGUAAAUAAAUGAUGGAGAGGAUUUACCAUCAGAAUAUCUCACAGUAACUUAUCACUCAAUUUAAAAAAAUCCCCUUGCUGUUAGAGAAUCUAAUACCCCUAUGAAUUCUCUCACGCCUAAUUAAUAUUAAAAAUAGAUGGAAGAACUCUUAAAGAAGAUUAAGGAUUUAAUCAAAAGAUAAUCUAAUUCUAAUUAUAUUUAAAUUGAUUAAGAAACAAUUUUGUUAUCAAAGGGUCUACUUGAAUCAUUUUCAGGAAAAUUUUUAGAAAUACUUUUGGUGACAUAUGAAACAACUCCUAAUGGCGAUUCUCUAAUUAAAAGUAUCCUAUAAUUAAUUAGGUUGUCUUCAAAAUUAUCUAUGAAAAUAGAGAGCUUGGUUUAGGAAGUUAUAAAAGUAGGAUUAAAUAGUUUAAAAAAAGGAAGUACUAUGUUAAUGAUCGGUUUAUUAUCAAUAAUUCCAACUAUUGGCAAUUCAUUACAUGAAUAAGGAUGGAAAUGUGUUUUAGAGGCUGUAAGUCAAAUGGAUGAAUUCAGAUUGUUAGAUUCAGAUCACACAGAAAAAGUGUUUAUGUGUUCAAAAGAUUUAGAUAAUUAAUCUAUUGAGGAGUUUAUACUUUAACUAUGUUAGUUAUCAAAAUAAGAAAUCAUUUAAAAACAUCGUAUCUACUCUUUAUAAAAGCUUGUUGAAGUCAGUGAUUAUAAUAUGGAUAGAGUCAAAGUAAUAUGGAAUAGACUAUGGUCUAUUGUAAGUCAGCAUAUUCAAGAAACAGUUACAUUCAGAGUUAAAAAGAUUACUAUUGUUGCUGUUGAUUCUUUAAAAUAAUUAAAUAUGAAAUUCUUAUAGAAAGAAGAAUUGUAUAACAUAGAAUUUUAAAGAGAGGUCUUAAAACCAUUUGAAUUAAUCUACAAUAAUAGUGAUAUUGAGGAAAAGGAAUUUGUAUUGUUAUGCGUAAAGCAAAUUCUUCAAAAUAGUAAAACUUACAUCAAGAGUGGAUAUAAGGUCAUUUUUAAUUUAAUUAAUCUUGGCUUAAAGGAAGAAAAUGAUACACUUUCAAAGUUAGCUUUUGAUCUCUUAAGAUUUAUAGAAAUAUAAGAAUUAAUAUUGAUCGAUUUAAUUUAAACAUAUUAGAUUCUAGGUAAAAAGGAUAAUGAAAAUAUGGCAGUUAAUUCAAUUGAAUUUGUUAAACAAUGUUAACGCUUUAUGAUAACGCAAGAGUAAUAAACCUUGUAGGUUCCCCUCUUAGGAAUUCUGUCAAAUUUGGCAGGGGAUAAAAGAAUUCAAAUAUAAACUUAGGCAGUUGAAACAUUAUUCUACAUUUUAGAGGAGAAAGGUAAUUUGUUUAAUGAAGAGUAUUGGAUAAUGAUAUUCUCUUCUGUUUUAAGACCCAUAUUUGAUGAAAUUUAAUUUACUUUAAGCUCGAAUCCAGAGCUCAAUUAAUAUUGGUUUAAGGAUAGUUGCCAAAAAGUAUUUCAAAAUAUUUCAAGUUUAAUCAAGAAACAUUACACUAAAUUAAAAGGAUAAUUGCCAGAUUUUCUGAAAUUAUUCUAGAAUUGUAUUUAAAAUUAGAAUGAAAAAUUAGCACAAUUAAGUAUUUAAGCUUUCAAAACUAUGAUUAUGGAGAAAGGAUUAUAAUUUGAAUAGAAAGAUUGGGAAUUAAUAUUGUCAUUCAUUUAAUAGAUGCUUAAAUAUACAAUACCAACUAAACUUAAAGAUAUAGACUAAUCUGCGAUUAAAUAAGAAUAAUAAGCUAGUCGUAAACUGUAGAGAUAAAAAUCACUGUAAACUGUUACAAAUAAUCUAAUAAAUGAAUGCUACAGUCAAUGUGCUGCUUAAUUAUUAUUAAUUUAAACAAGCAGAGACAUUUGCGAACUUUAUCAUUAGAAUUGGAGUCUAAGUUAAUUAGAUAAUCUAGAAAUCACAUUCUAUGAAUCAUAUUAAUUUGCUAAGUUAUUCAAUCAAUAGAUUGAACAAAGAUACAAUAUUUGGAAGUCAGGAUUCAUGCAAGAUAUGAAUGUGCUACCUGGUUUAUUAAGACAAGAAAGAGAAGCAUUUUCUUGCAUGAUUAUGAUAAUUUAAUUUAAAAUAGAGAUUUUGAAAUAAGAAUAAUUGAAGGAACAUCAACAAAACUAGGAAUAAACUAAUGAAGAAUUUUCAAUUAAAGAACCAUAUGAAAUAGUCUUAAAUAGAUAUUUACAAAUAUUAUUGGACUCUAUUAAGUAAUUUAAUUCUAAGCAUAUUUAAUUUAUUAAUCAAUAACAAGAAAGUGGAGAAGAUCCUCUCUAUAAGAUUAGGCAAUACGAAACGGAAAGAGAUAUUUAAAAUCUCAGAACUCUAUUAGAUGUUUCUAUUUUACCAAAAAUUUUGUUAUUGAGUGAUUAAGAGGUAGUUUUAAUUAUUUAUUUAGAUAAAACUAAAAUUAAAUGAAUUUUAUGAAUAAUUGUUGAAUGCAUGUAGCUUUGUAAGUGAAUACUGCAUAUUAUAAAUGGGAUGUUAGGAUUGUAAAAAGUGUGUUAGAUGCUUAAAUUAAUAGAAAAAUAAUCUGUUUUUUCAAAUAAAGAAAUGCUUACUAAAAUUGUUUGAGUUAAAAUGA
Messenger RNA from Paramecium octaurelia, 4493 nucleotides. NCBI's taxonomy places the organism in Eukaryota, Ciliophora, Oligohymenophorea, Peniculida, Parameciidae. The record is from the annotation of a GenBank genome assembly.